UUCUGAACGCAACAAGCUUGCUGUCCUCCAUGCAUCCUUUCCUGUCGGUGGGUCUGUGUACCUGCUGACUACUGAACAGAGCUAGCAGCCUUACCUUUAGACUAGAGACACUUCUUUCCUGAAAUUAUAACAUGAACCAACGUCCGAAAAAAAUGAUAUCAACUUGUUUUCAACCCGAUAUGUGAGCCCAAUCGAGGAAGUGAUGGGGACCUUCUUUUGGGUUGUACCGUCGUAGCUGUUACGGCGUUUUGUUGGGUCCAUUUUGCGUGUAAUUGGAAGUGGAAAAGACAAAGAAAAGAGCUUUCCAAUAGCUAGAAUGGUUUGGGCCUAAAAAGAAGACAAGAGCAACAUGAACCGUGAGGACCGGAAUGUGCUCCGAAUGAAAGAAAGAGAAAGGAGAAAUCAAGAAAUCCAGCAGGGAGGAGGAGAAGCAUUUACAGCGAAUUCCCCCCUUUUCCCUGAACCUUACAAAGUGUCCAGCAAAGAAGAUAAACUCUCCAGCCGUAUUCAGAGCAUGCUGGGCAAUUACGACGAGAUGAAAGAACCAAUUGGUGAGGCACUUCCAAAGCUUAACACCAAACCCUCUAACAGCUCUUCUUCCGUCGAGGAGAAAUCGGGUGCGGCUUUGUUCGGCGAGAACCAGCGAGGAGGUGUCAGUGGUCAAAGCAGUAAGUGGACUCCCGUCGGCCCCCCAUCAGCUGGAGGCUCAUCUCAGUCUCAGAAACGCUCUGGACUGCAAGGGGGGCACAGUAGCCAGAGAGGCAGCGGCGGCAGUAGCAGCAGCAGCAGCGGCAGCCAAAGACACAGUGAAAAGAAGUCGAGUAAACACAGCGGCACUUCCGAGCACUCAAAGUCGCACACAUCGAGUCCAGCAAAGGGCUCUUUGAGUUCCUCCGGCGGCAACAGCCACUCACGGAGCUCCUUAGCCGCUGAGCAGCAUCACAGCAAGGACCGCUACCGCUCCAAGUCUCCACGAGACCGAGAGGCCAACUGGGACUCACCCUCGCGGGUUCACACUUCUUUCCCCGGCGGACAGCACUCAAGUCAGGCCUUCCCCCCAUCACUCAUGUCCAAACCGGGCUCCAUGCUCCAGAAGCCAACGGCCUAUGUGAGGCCUAUGGAUGGCCAGGAGACGGCAGAAGCUAAGAGCUCACAAGCAGAAAGCUACAGUGGACAGUCACACAGCAGCACUAUGGGGGAGAUGAAGUCCAAUGGCAAGGCCUCACUCAGCAAGCUCAAGAUCCCCUCGCAGCCUGUAGAGGGAUCUGGAGAUUCUAACUGCGUUGACGAGAUUUUAAAGGAAAUGACUCAGUCCUGGCCCCCUCCAUUGACAGCAAUCCACACCCCCUGCAAGACAGAGCCCUCCAAGUUUCCAUUCCCAACCAAGGAUUCUCACUCAUUCUCAAGUGGACAGAAGAGAGGCAGUUCUUCCAAGAGCUCAAGUAGCCAUCAGUCCAAAACUUGUGAUGACCAACCAACUAUGCUGGAAGAUGACCUCAAGCUCAGCAGCAGCGAGGAUAGUGAUGGAGAACAGGACUCUGCCAAGAAUACCUCAAGAAACACAUCAGCAAGCCAUAACAGUGAAGGAGCCGAGCAGUCAAGAGAUGACUCGAGCAGCCACAGUGGCUCAGAAAGCAGCUCAGGUUCAGACAGCGAGAGUGAGAGCAGCACGACGGACAGCGAGGCCAACGAGCCCCCACGUCCCGCUUCUCCUGAGCCCGAACAACCAAUGGCUAACAAGUGGCAGCUGGACAACUGGUUCAAGAAGGCAGCCCCGCCAUCGCCGUUGGAUAACAAUAAUGUUCAAACUAAGAGCAAAAAGGAGGGCAGAGACAACAGCUCAGGGCGCGGCUACAGCAGCCAGGGAGGUGGAUCGAAAGAUUCCUCAUCAACGGGCCCAAGUAGGGACCUUCGGGCAGCACAAAAGGGUGCAGAGAGUGGCCGUGGUAGGCAGAAAUCACCAGCUCAGAGUGAGAGCAGCACAGGGAACCGGAGGCCCGUGGGGAAGAAACAGCCUAAAAAGUCUGAAAAGCCCACUGUGUUGGAGGAGCCCAAAGGAGGGCUGAGGGUGGAAAGCGAGCCAGCACCUGAGAUCCCCCCUCAUCGACCCAAAGCGGCCACCAAGGGUUCUCGCAAGCCCAGCAUCAAAAAGGAACCCAAAUCCUCUCCCCGGCCCACUCCAGCUGUCCUUGCCGCUGCCGUAGACAAGCGCAAGGCCAAAACAAGUUCAAAAUCAACACGCGAGAAGUCUCGGGAGUUUGUUGACACGGACUCCUCGUCAUCUGACUCAGAGGGAAAUGACAGCAUCCCUUCAUCCUCACAGACGCCAAAGUACACAGAGAGCAUCAGGACGCCAGUGUGCGUGUUCUCCCCAAUGGAGGAAAAGGAGCUGCUGUCUCCGCUAAGUGACCCUGAGGAGCGCUAUACCUCCAGGCAACCACCACAGGUUUUAAUUGUCAAGAUAGAUCUCAGUUUGCUAUCGAGGAUCCCUGGACGCCCAUACAAAGAACCCGCAGAGAUAAAAGUGGAGCGGGAUGACUCCCAAGACAGAGACAGCAAAGACUUCAACAAGCAAAGCUCAGAGAAGAGCUCAAGCAAGGCCAAGAGGAAGCAUAAGAAUGACGAAGAAGGCACCAAACUGGACAGCAAGCGAAGCAAGCUGGAGGAAAAGUCUCAGUCUCAUAAAAGCAGCAGUAAAGAGUCAAAGAGGUCUUUGGAGAAGAAAGAGGAGCCCGUGCCCUCUCCGUCCAUUGUGGGCCUACAGCGAACGCCGAAAGCUGAACAUCCAAGUCGAAAGAGGACGGUCAGCCAGUCCUCCACGUCUCUGUCAAGUGGGGCUGGCAGUGGCAAGGAGGGCGGCCACAGCACUAAGAGCACCUCCAACUCCAAACACAGAAAAGGGGAAGACAAGGGACGCAGCACUCGGGAUGGCAAGGAGAAGUCCUCCAAGGGAUGUGAUAACCAGCUGGCCGUGCCCCCACUCUCUACUGAUGGUUCCAAGUUGCAAAGAUCCAAGCUGCCAUUUGAAGACAGGGCCCAUUCAGCAGAUCAUUACUUACAAGAAGCCAAGAAACUUAAACACAAUGCUGAUGCACUGCUAGACCGUUUUGAGAAGGCCAUUUACUACCUGGACGCUGUGGUAUCUUUCAUCGAGUGUGGCAACGCCCUCGAGAAGAGCGCCCAGGAAGCCAAGUCUCCUUUUCCCAUGUAUGCUGAAACUGUGGAGCUUAUCAAGUACACAAUGAAGUUAAAGAGCUACAUGGCCCCUGAUGCAACUUCAGCCGACAAGCGGGUAGCUGUUCUGUGCCUACGAUGUCAGUCUUUGCUCCACUUGCGGUUAUUCAAGUUGAGGAAAGACAGUGCUCUAAAAUACUCCAAAACACUUACAGAGCAAUUAAAGAACUCUCUGAGUAACACCCAGGCUCCCUCUCCUGGAAUGGGAAACAAGGCAGUGGGAAUGCCUUCGCCAGUGUCCCCCAAGCUGUCUCCAGGCACGGCAGGCGGUUACUCGUCGGUCAGCAGCAGCAGCAGCAACAGCACUGGCUCAUCUGUUACUAUACCUCAGCGCAUCCACCAGAUGGCUGCCAGCUAUGUGCAGGUCACCUCCAACUUCCUGUACGCCACUGAGGUGUGGGACCAGGCAGAGCAGCUGGCCAAGGAGCAGAAAGACUUCUUCCAGGAGUUGGACAAAGUGAUGGGUCCUCUCAUCUUCAACACCAGCAGCAUGACCGACCUGGUGCGUUACACUCGGCAGGGCCUGCACUGGCUGCGACUGGACGCCAAGCUUGUUCCCUAGAGAGGACUUGCGCUUUGUAUCCUCCCUUUCCCUGCACGCUGCUCUCCCACCCACACACAGCCACACCUCAGCGACAGACACACAGUCCACCUCUGAGCACACACAUGCACGUGAGGAUGAACAUCUCAAGCAUAUCGCCAAAUGUGUGUGCAUCUCUUUUUUUUUUUUCUAAUUAUCUGCGCCAGUUUGCCAAACACUCAGCAAAUUGAAACUAUCAUGGGGAGAAGCAACAUGUCACUUCACAUAUCCGCAUCUUUAGAAGGAGAUGAAACAUGACUUUUUCAAAAAAAUCUAUUUGGCCCUGAAGUGCUAGGUGAUUUAUUUAUUAUUUAUUCCAUGCGCUUGAGUUGGUAUUACGGGCUUUUUUUUUUUUUUUAAUGGUUUUAAUUUCACCCCCACCAAAGUACCUCCCACGAAACACCAAAGGUGCUUUAAAAAUUUCAAAUGAAGGUUUUCUCUUUAUAUUUUUGUGCCUUCAAUGUGAGCUACAGGAAAACAGAAGUCCCAGUCACCCUUCUCACACCUUAUGUUUUUUGGGGGGUCAUUUUCAACACUUUUUUUUUUGUUUUUUUUUUAACUUUUGGGCGACAAUGUUGCGUUUGUUUUUCUUUGCAAGAGGUGUCAAGCUUUGCUUCAAACCAAGCUUCCGUGCAUCUGCUUGAUUUUAAAUUUCCGGAGUAUACCGGUUAGAUCACAGCGAAGGGCUACUGUGCACAGCCGUAAAUAAUUUUUAGAGCAUUACAAUAUUUAGUUUUGUACUAUUGUGCUAAUCCCAAUUUCAUGAAUUAAUUCAGGUGAGUGUAUGAAUUGCUGAUGGAGUUGCGUAGGCCUCAUUCAGAUGGGUGUAAAUGACCUCUAGAUGUCAAAAUUGGGUGGUUUUGAGUCUCCCAGUCUUCUUAAAACAGAUCACAGUAGCGUUUCAGCGCUGCUUGAGGCCAAGGAAGUUUGUGGUUCUUCCAAUCAAAUUUUUUUUCCUCUGUUGCCAUUGAGAAAUAUCCUUCAGGAAAGUCACUUCCAUACACUGUUGUUUGCCCAGUGUGUAUUUUUAUGAGUCACUACGGGGACUGUUUUUCAGUGGUGUCUGAAUUCAAUGCAGUUAUUUACAUGAGCUUUUGAGGCGCACCCUGCUGAGAAACUGAACUGGCAUCUGACGAGCGAAAGAAAGGCAGAUUAGCAGUGUUGCAUUUAUAGCAUUAUAAAGAGCAUUUAUUUCAAAUAUAUAGAUUUUAUUUAUAUUCCUGGGCAGAUUACGCCUUUCAGAUAUGUUUUAAAAUGAUUUUGACUGGUUUUAAAGUGGAAUGCAAAGUAUGUGUGAUUCUUUUAAAUUAAAAGAAUCAUAAUUGAGCUUGUUAAUCAAGACCAGAGCAGAAAUAAAUGUCUGCAAGUAAUGUGAGAGGAUAGAUUUGUGUACUGUAUUUCCCGAAAUAGUGGCCAUCUCCACGAAUAGAUGCCAUUUCCUCAGUUAGUUGCUGAGCGGUUCCGCUACAUUAGGCAAAUGAAGGCUUCAUUCUCAAAUGUUUGUUCAUAGAUUUUAAGAGUUAACUGCUAAGCCCAUUUGACCUCUGUUGCUAACUAAUACAACAGCACCUCCUGAAGCAUACAAACUGAUGAAUUUAAGUGUGCAGACCUAACGCAAAGUAUUAAUGAUCUGUCUUAAAUAACAAUGACCAAAUAGGCAGAAUAACAUGAUCGCCCCACAAUGUUGCGUGGGUCGGUUCUGCUACGCAAGCAUCUCUGUAACUUCUUUAUGUUUUAAACUCCAGUUUAACGGGACAUGAAAUGUAAGAAGAUAUCGGUAAUAUUGUACAAAUGCACGCCUCCCAUUCUCUACAGUUGGGUAAAUAAACACCCUUGCAGCAAAUCUCUAUGAUUUGUUGAGAUUAGGGAUUGUCAUAACAAUAGGUUGAGAAUUAUGUUGAAAUAUAUAAAUUAGUGAUUAUGUUUUGAUUUCAACCAGCAGUUAUUUCAAACUUGUUACCUAGCUACACACGUAUAUAAAGGCUUUAUCUAUGGCCAAUUAACCUGUAAGGACACAUAUUACACAUUGUCAACCUCAUAAUAAUAGCAUACCGGUAAUUGCCCAUGUCAUUUUUUUAACAUUGUUGGAAAACAAAAACGACAAAUUCAACAAACGAGUCCCCUUGCCUCGAUUCCGCCUAUGAGCUGAAUGCCUGAGAUUGUACACAUACUUAAAGGAAAAAUUAUUCUUUUUAGGAAGCACAUUAUUGUUUAUUUUUUAAGAGUUAAAAAAUAGGGAAUUAAAUAGUAUGCAAAUGAUUAGAAAAUCUCACAUCACCCAUCAAACAAAAAUUGAAAACCAUGUACUAAUUUUGCUCGUCAUUAUACAUUGGGUGGCAUAGAAAUUGUAUUUUUGUAUUAUGGUGAAAUUUGUUCCGUUUUGAUAAAACGGGAGUUCAACACAUUUGGCAAUGCCCAACAAACUGCCGUAAGAGAAAAUUCCAGCAAUUAUCUGUCAGAAAGUUGGAGGUUGUCACUUCCACUGCCGUGAAAAAAAUAUUUGCCUCCUGAUUUCUUAUUUUUUAUUUUUUUUUUUUACAUAUAUAUAUAUCUCUCACAAAAAUUUCAAAUCAUCCAAAACAAUUUUAACAUCAGUCAGAGAUGACCCAAGGAAAUACAAAAUGCAGUUCUGAAAUGACAGUUAAAUUUAUUAAGGCACCAAAAAAAAAAAAAAAAAAAAAAAAAAACCUUUUCCGACCCUUAUUAAUGAUUAAAUCACAAAGUCACUGUGACUAAACACAAAUUUGGGAAAAGUGAGUUCAAUUUCACAACCCUCACCCCAACCUGAUUACCAGCAUACUUGCUUGAAUGAACUUCACAUAGAAUCUGUCAGAGAACAUGAAGUAGGCUACAAGAUCUCAAGAACCAAUGCAUCAUGUCAUGAUCCGAUCUGGAAAAGGUUACAUAGCCAUUUCCAAGGCUUUGGGGCUCCAGCAAACCACUGUCAGAGCCAUUAUCCAUAACCAAUAACCAAAACUGGAGAAAACUGAGAACAGUGGCAAACCUCCCAAGACUGGACCAACUAAAAUUACUCCAAGAGUGUGACGACGACUCAUCCAGGAGGUCACAAAACAACUUCAAACAAUAUUUAAAGGCGUGCAGACCUUGUUGGCCUCAGUUAAGGUCAUUGUUCAAUAUUCUAAAAUAAGAAAGACACUGGCCAAAAAUGGUAUCCAUGGGAAAGUUACUAGGCAAAACCCCCUGCUGUAAGCAAAUAAUACAAAGGCUCAUCUCACAUUUGCCAAAAAAAAACAUCGUGAUGAUCCUCAAGACUUUCGGAGAAACAUUCUGUGGACUGACCAGUCAAAAAUAGAAGUUUUUGGUAGGUGUGCGGCCCGUUACAUCUGUCCUAAAAAAAAAAAAAAUGGCACAGCAUUAUGAAUAUUAUGCCAACAGUUAAGCAUGGUGAUUGUCUGGAGCUACUUUGCUGCCUCAGCUCCAGGACAAUUUGCUGUGAUUGGAACAAUGAAUUCUGCUGUGUACCAGAAAAUCCUGAAGAAGAAUGUCUGGCCAUCAGUUCAUGCCCUCAAACUCAAGCGCUCUUGGAUCAUGCAGCAGGACAAUGAUCCAAAAUACACCAGCAAGUCCACCUCUGUAUGUACAGUCCCUUGUGAAAGUAUUCGGCCACCUUGAACUUUUCAAUCUUUCGCCACAUUUCAGGCUUCAAACAUAAAGAUAUAAAAUUACAAUUUUUUGUGACGAAUCAACAAGUCAUGAAGUGGAAUGAAAUUUAUUGGAUAUUUUAUACUUUUUUAACAAAUAUAAACCUGAAAGGUGGAGCGUGCAAUAUUAUUCGGCCCCCUUGCAUUAAUACUUUGUCGCGCCACCUUUUGCUCCAAUUACAGCUGCAAGUCGCUUGGGUAUGUCCCAUCAGUUUUGCACAUCGAGAGACUAAAAUUCUUGCCCAUUCUUCCUUGCAAAACAGCUCAAGCUCAGUGAGGUUGGAUGGAGAGCGUUUGUGAACAACAGUCUUCAGCCUGCCCACAGAUUCUCGAUUGGAUUUGGUUCUGGACUUUGUCUUGGCAUUCUAACACAUGGAUACGUUUAUUUGUGAAGCAUUCCAUCGUAGAUUUGGCUUUAUGUUUUGGAUCAUUGUCCUGUUGGAAAAUAAAUCUCCGUCCCAGUCUCAGGGCUUUUGCAGACUCCAACAGGUUUUCUUCCAGAAUGGUCCAGUAUUUGGCUCCAUUCAUCUUCCCAUCAAUUUGAACCAUCUUGAAGAAAAGCAGGCCCAAAACAUAAGGCUGCCACCGCCAUGUUUGACAGUGGGGAUGGUGUGUUCAGGGUGAUGAGCUGUGUUGCUUUUACACCUAACACAUCGUUUUGCAUUGUGGCCAAAAUGUUCGAUUUUGGUUUCAUCUGACCAGAGCACCUUCUUCCACACAUUUGGUGUGUCUCCUAGGUGGCUUGUGGUAAACUUUAAAUCAGAUGGCUUUCUUCUUGGCAAUCUUCCAUAAAGGCGAGAUUUGUGCAGUCGAUUGAUUGUUGUCCUACGGACAGAUUUUCCCACUUCAGCUGUAGAUCUCUGCAGUUCAUCCAGAGUGAUCAUGGCCCUCUUGGCUGCAUCUCUGAUCAGUCUUCUCCUUGUUCGAGUUGAAAGUUUAGAGGGACAGCCGGGUCUUGGUAGAUUUGCAGUGGUCUGAUACUCCUUCCAUUUCAAUAUGAUUGCUUGCACAGUGCUCCUUGAGAUGUUUAAAUCUUGGGAAAUCUUUUUGCAUCCAAAUCUGGGUUUAAACGUCUCCACAGCAGUAUCUUGGACAUGCCUGGUGUGUUCCUUGGUCUUCAUGAUGCUCUCUGCACUUUAAACAGAACCCUGAGACUAUCACAAAGCAGGUGCAUUCAUAUGGAGACUUGAUUACACACAAGUGGAUUGUAUUUAUCAUCAUCAGUCAACAUUGGAUCAUUCAGAGAUCCUCACUGAACUUCAGGAGUGAGUUGGCUGCACUGAAAGCAAAGGGCCCGAAUAAUAUUGCACGCCCCACUUUUGAGGUUUUUAUUUGUUAAAAAAAUUAUAAAAUAUCUAAUAAAUUUUGUGUCCCACUUGUUGUUGAGUUGUGACAAAAAAUGUAAUUUUAUACCUUUUUGUUUGAAGCCUGAAAUGUGGCAAAAGGUUGAAAAGUUGAAGGGGGCUGAAUACUUUCACAAGCCACAGUAUAUUGCUGCCAAGUUUGGCACAACCCAUUAUUAGCUUCAGGGGGGAAUUACUUUUCCCACAGAGGGUCAGAACGGUUUGGAUUUUUUUUUUUUUCUGGCCCAAUAAAUUCAAUUGCCAUUUGAAAACUGGAUUUUGUAUUUCAUUGGGUUGUCUCUGAGUGAUGUUGAAAUUAGUUUGAUGAUUUUAAACCUUUGUGUGUGAUACAUAUGCAAAACAAACAGAAAUCAGGAAGGUGGUGAAUACUUUUUCACGGCACUGUAAGCGUCUGGUGUCACAAUUGCUUUUGACAUAAAAGGAUGGGAGAAGUAUCUACGCCAAAUAACAUAUUUUAUUUUAAUUUGGCACAGUUUUUCCAGCACAAGUGGUGCAAAAGGGGCAAUGCUAAAAAAUGUCCGGGCCAGCCUUCUAGUUGUACUUUCCAGCUCAUCAUUCACCUUCAGAGUAGCCCCCCCCAUCAUCAACCUUCACUGGCUCCCUGGCCUGACUGUUUUUUUUUUCUCUCUAACGCUUGACAAAAAAAGAUGAAUUAUUUUUCAAUCUAUGCAGAAUUUAUUAUUUACAAAAAGGAUCAUUUGAGACUUUAUUCUUUGGCCUGUGAUUUUUUUUUUUUAAUAUAACUUGAAAAAAAAAACAAGUGUUCAAUACUUUUUUGCAAGGUAGUGUACUGGUUUUAGGUAGUACACGUUUGUGUGUAUAUUUUAUAACAAAAUAAAAAACAUCAUAAAAAAAAAAACAGGUGGCUUGUGCCAUUCUGUACCUAAAGCUGGAAGCCACUUUUUCUCAUAGGAAAAUCCUCUGAGUUUUAUUUUUUUGUUUUUUUUUUUUUAAUUGCCAAGCCAGCCAAUGUGUUCAUACACUGGUACACUUUGUAAGUACAAUGUAUACAUUGAAGCAUUGUUUUUAACCCAUUUUCUAAUUUAUUUUUCUGCCAGCCCCAGCCCUUUUUUCUGCUUGUAACAUUUGAUGAAACAGGAUGAUGUAAAUAUAUCGGGGUGGGGGCAGGGAGGGGGGGGGUUGUUCAUGAGAUUUCAUUGUAAGUAGUAAUAUUAACGAAUCCAGGGUAUGUUUUUUUUCCCCUCAAUAGGAAGAUGCUAACACUUGCAUGUUUCUAUUUAAAUGUACAGUGUACAUAUGACAUUUUUCGCUAAGGGUGAAUUUCUACUACAGGAGGACAUUUUUAUUGAAAUUGAAUAUCACUGUUAAUGUAUUUGUGAGACUUUUAUGCACAUAUUCUCUCUCGCUCUAUCUCUUUCUCUCUCUCACACACACAUUUAUCGUUUUGUCUUCAGAACUAUACAAAUAACGCCCAAGUCUGUGUACACUUCGGGGGUGGGGAACCUUUUUCUAGCGUGGGUCGAUUUGGUCAACUAAAUUUCGCAAAAAAAGAAUUAUGCACGUUUAAUAUCCAUUCAUUUUCUGUAGCGCUUAUCCUCACUGUAGGCUGACUCUGGGCCAACUGGGCGCUAGCCAAUCACAGGGCACACAAAAACAUACAACCAUUUAAACCUAUUGGCAAUUUAGUUUUCAGUCAACAGACCAUGGAUGUUUUUGGGAUGUGGGAGGAAACCUGAGUACCCGGUAAAAAAUCCGCCUGGGCACGGGGAAACAUCCAAACUUCACAUAAGUGAGGUCAGAUUUGAAUCUGGGACCUCAGAACUGAGGCAGACGUGCUAACCAGUCACCCACUGUGCCAUCACCUGUCAAAUAUUUAUUAUAAAGUGCUUUUUUUUUUUUUUUUUUUACUUGCACAACAGUCGGGGUUAAAUAGGAGGUUCCCCACCUCUGCUCCAGUCUUUUUCAUAUUUGUCUUCACUGCCAUGUUAUCAUUUUGUCUCCUGUAUUUUGUCCUCUCAUUGGCCAUCCUGCACGGGAUGCGAAUGUACAGUCUUGUCAUUCCGAGAGUAUUUCCUACUUUUUAUGAACAAUUGGUCACACAAUUCUUUGAAAGAAAAGGUAUUUCUCAACAGCUGUAGCAGUUUAUACAGUCUCUUGUAUACUUUUAAAAAGUCUCAAAUGAGCAGCCUACAAUAUGUACCAUAGUCUAAAUUGGCUUAGUUUUUAAGAUGAAAUAGAUGCUAUUAUACGAUGGAUGCAAUACAAUUCAAAGGUACUCUUGGAGUUUGAGCUUCAAAAACUUUAGGUCAUGUAAUUCAAAGAACAUUCUUGUGAAGUAUUAAUUGUGACUAAUGAGAGUCUGUCCUGAAUAUUCUUUGUAUUUUUGUCGUAUUGAGAAUAAAAUAUAUAUGAAUAUGUUUA
Molecule: messenger RNA, 11222 nt
Organism: Syngnathoides biaculeatus (alligator pipefish)
Lineage: Eukaryota; Metazoa; Chordata; Actinopteri; Syngnathiformes; Syngnathidae
Gene: aff4
Product: AF4/FMR2 family, member 4
Exons: 21
Coding region: 350-3796 (1148 amino acids)
Biological process (GO): regulation of gene expression
Cellular component (GO): nucleus; super elongation complex
Source: RefSeq, a predicted model, not a curated record